This is a messenger RNA of Lytechinus variegatus (green sea urchin), 5565 nucleotides long. Its product is annotated as leucine-rich repeat-containing protein 56-like. NCBI's taxonomy places the organism in Eukaryota, Metazoa, Echinodermata, Echinoidea, Temnopleuroida, Toxopneustidae. The transcript has 14 exons. The record is from RefSeq and is a predicted model, not a curated record. Gene Ontology annotation, molecular function: protein binding. The coding region runs from base 261 to 2138 and encodes 625 amino acids.
AAUCAGAAUAGCAGGGAGAGAGAGAAUUUCUGCUCCAAAAGCUGAUUCAGAUACAUGUAUUCUUCUCAGCCGAGUUAUAGCACCAUCACACAGUAGGCCUAAAACAAUGAGGAUUAUUAUGUAGCAUUGUAAUCAAGGAUUUGAGAGGUUGCAGUUUCGUGUGAUGAGCAGAAGUAAUCUGAUAGACAGUAACAUGCAUUGAUCACCAAAACCCAGAUAUUAACUAGUGAUAGCCAUUGAAGUAGGAUCUGGCCUGUACCAUGGCCAAGGCAGGGGUGCGGAUUAGAGAUUAUGGAGGGGUUCAGGUUAAUCCUGAACCCAUUGUUAUCGAGGAACCUCAAGAUACAUUCCUAGAGGACUACAUAUCACCAACAAAACUGCGGGCUUUGACCGGAAUAGAGGAUCUUGAAGAUGUGAAAUUUUUAGAGAUGAGGGUGGACACUUCAGAAACAAGUCUUGGCAACUUUGGUGCAAUGUUACCUAAUCUGAAGCAACUAAAACUCAACGACAGUCUGAUAGCAUCGGUGAGAGAUUUGGGUACUGCUCUGGAUAAUCUGGCUGUUCUCUGGAUGUCUAGAUGCUGCCUGUGUGAUUUAGAUGGUCUUAGCUCUAUGUCCUCACUGAAGGAGUUAUAUCUUGCCUAUAAUGAUGUAUCAGACAUCAGUCCGUGCAGUAUGCUAGAAAACCUUCAGCUAUUAGACCUGGAAGGGAACAAUGUAGAUGAUAUAGCCCAGGUAGAGUUUCUAGGACUCUGUAGUAAACUCCAAGCACUCUCAUUGGAGGGCAAUCCAGUGUGUUUAGCACCAAACAAAGAUUAUAACAAGGAUGAGAGCGGGCCAUUUAACUAUCGUCUCUCCGUCUGGAAAGCUGUCCCUCAGCUCAAACUCCUAGACGAUGAGGUCCUAGACACAGCUUCAACGUCGAUGUCAACGUCGAACCUCCAACCCAAGGCUCUGAAUUUGAGCACUGAUUGGUUGUUAGUGAAUGGUUCCAUCAAAGACGGGCUAGGAUCGGUUGAUAGCUUGGGUUCAGAUGGUGGUGGGGGGUCACGACCCAAGACGGCAGCAAGGCCAGGGUCGGCAGCAGGUAGACGACCCGGGUCAGGCUCUGGACGACGACCUGGGUCAAGUAUGGGUCAUCGACCCAUGACCUCAGCGGGUGGACGACCAACUACUUCUGCUGAAAGACCCGAUACUGGAGGUUCAGACAUUGUUGCGGAUGGAGAUGAUACAAGUGAUCUGACGCAUGGCAGCGGAGGAGUUCUUUGUGGUAACCCGGUUAAAGCCUUGAGAAACAGGAGGAAAAAUGUAAAGAACCCAUUGGCCCAACAGACCACAACAAUGUUCAUGUUAUUACAACACAAACCAGAACAUACAUUUGAUGCAUUAGAUGAUGAUGACGACGACGACGGCCGAUCAAAGGAAGACAUCUUCGCCGAGCUUAGAACAUGGAAAGCAGCGCAUGAAAAGAAAGUGAAGCUACGCCUACAAGACCUCGAGCCUCAGGUCAUGAAGAUCACGCACAGCGAUGAGGAAGAGACAAACAACAACAUUCCAGGAACAUCAAGUAGUCAUGGCAACCAAGACGACGACGACGAUGAUUUAGAUGAGGAUGUUGGUGUGUACAUUCCACCGACGCCCACAGAGUCGCCAACCGAAGAGAGGAUGCCGACACCUCCCAAAGGUCCGAGGUCGCCCAUCAGAGCCCCCGUCAGACCAAAGACAUCUAUUGGAGACUACAGAGUGCGUCGCUUCCGUCAGCGUUCCGUCGAGGAGGGCGACUCAUCCGACGCUCCUAGACUAUCUCAGGAAUCUCGGUCCUCUUCUCUGGAUGACUCGGGUCACAUUAGUCCAGGAACUUUCCUUGGAUCCUUCCCGUCCUCCCCGGUCUUGGGACGUAUAGAGGAUAGGCCUUACUCUGGUCCAGCCGUCGGGAUCAGGACUAUACCGGAGGCCAAACACGUUGACAAGAACGCUCCAAAGUCCAUCGACCCUCAUCAGCCAAUCAUCCGCUCCUCUGUGAACACGCCGCCGCAAAGGCUCAUGGGAAUGAUAUCAAGACCCGUCACGGCCAGGGCCGCACUCCAGCGACAGGCCCUGCCUAACAGGACUAAGAACAAUCCAUAUACUAGUAUGUGAUCGAUGUAGAUAUUCUUGGACUAGUUUGUGAUCUACUGUACAGAUGGAUUAGUUUGAGCUGAUUGUAAAACACCCAGUCCUACAGUUCUAGAAGAGUUUAUGAGAGCAAGGCUUCUACCACUGACAUGCACAUACAUGUAGCUUGGUGCAUCAAGAUUGCCGAUGCCUUCUGUAAUAGAAUUUGAUUGUGACCUAUCUAGAGUUAGAAGGGCUUACAUGUAUCUAUGAAAAUAGUUUAGGCCCAUAUUCUAGCACCGACUUGAUAGUGCAUAGCAGGACCAGGACUACAUACUGGACGAGCACUUCCCAGCAGAGAAACUGUUAUCGUCUAUACAGCUAUGGGAUCUCCUGCUAGACUAGAUUUGCUGGUCUUGAUAACAGGAUAGCCCCUCAACCUUGUACUGUCGUGAGAGUGGAUAACAAGACUAGGACUACUAAGAAGGAUCAAUCACUUCCCAGCAAAGAUACUGUUAUCUUCUAGACAAGCAUGGAAUCUCCUAUACAAGGGUGGGAUCUCCAAGACUAAAUUUGCUGGCCUUUGAUGAUGGAGUAGCCCCUUAACCUAGCGCCAUCUUGGGAGUGAAGAGCAAGACCAGGCAGGAGUAAAUAGGAUACAUCACCUUCAACCUAGCACUGAAUCGAGAGUGAAUAGCAAGAUUAGGACUACUUACAUGAAGAAAGAUCAAUCACUUCCCAGCAAAUAUACUGUUAUCUUCUAAUCAGUAUGAGAUCUUCUAUUCAAGGGUGGGAUCGGCAAGACUUAAUUUGCUGGCCUUUGGUGACAGAGUAGCCCUCGACCUAGCACUAUCUUCAGAAUGAAUAAAAAGACUGAGAUUGCUCAGAAGGAUAAAUCACUCCCCACCAGAGAUUCUGUUUUAUUCUUUACAAGUAUAGAUUCUCCUAUACUAGGACGAGAUCUAGACUAGAUUUGCUGGCCUUUGUAAACCUCUCAACCUUGCGCCAUCAUGAGAGUGAAUAACAAGACUAGGAAUGCAUAAAAGGAUCACCGGAGAUACUGUUAUCUUCUUUCAAGUACAUGUAUGGAUCUUCUAGACUAAUGGCCUAGAGCGAUAUGAUGAGCUACGCUAGUGAUGUUUAGUGGAGCUCAUCAUCCUAGCGCAGGUUUGAUAGUGAAUAGCAAGGCUUGGACCAAGAACAAGUUGGGACAGUAUCACUUCAGAGCAGGACCACUGAUAUCUUGUACAAUAUGUAUGUGGUCUUCUAGUCCACAUGCAGAUGGGCUGGGUCUAUGAUAAUAGUGUAGCCUAUCGCCCUUGUGCAGACUUGAUUGUGAGUCACAAAAUUUGGACUACUUGCGGCCGCACUGUGGUUCACGAGCUGUAGGGGAGGCGCGAUAGCUCGGUCUGUAGAGCGGGGGUUUUGUAUUCAGGUGACCCGGAUUUGACUCCCAAUUGGUGUGCUAGUGCCCUUGGUGUAAGGCAUUUAAAUCCUCAUUACCAGGUCCCUCGAAGAGGAACUUAAGCCGUCGGUCCUCUGGUUGCGUGUGUACAAGCAUUUAUGCUUUCUUAGCAAUUAGGUAAAAAAUCACUACCAUAUUUAGUCUAAGUUAGAUGGGUACUAGAUUGGUACCUUGGUAGUUCAGGAUGCCUACAGCUAAUGCACAUCAUGUAUUUAACAAGAUGGUAGUGAUACAUGUAUGGGCCUUGCAUUUAGUUUAAUGAUGAAAUAAUGGCAUAUGCUAAAUUACAAUGGCUCAUUUCCGAAAUCCAUGCUAAUAUCCAUUUUUUGGUAAUGAAUUAACGGGGGGGGGGGGGGGGGGUUGAUAUUGUGUUUGAAGGUUAUUUGGAGUCUUGGUUUUGGUGCAUCAGUCACAAAUGCUGUAUCACCAAGUGUGACCAAGGUCCCGUAACACAAACCCUAGCAAUGAUCGUAGAAAUUUUUGCUACUAUUGAUUCCAUUGACUACAAUACACAAUGAAUCGUAAAAAUCAAGCGUACGAUUAAUCGCUAACCUUUGUGUUACGGGACCCAAAUUGAUUUUAUUUUACUUGUAGAUAGAUAUUUGCAUGAUGUGUGUGGUUGAUUAGUGGAAUACACUCAGCUUUGGAGGCUUCUGUAUGCCAUUACUUCAAAUUAAAAAUAUGAACUAUUUUGUGACAUAAAGAACUCACUAGCUUUCAUUUGACAAUCAAUUGCAGUUUACAGACUGUUUUAAAAAGUAGAGAAAACGAUGCCCUGCUUUGACGUGGGCACUGUUUCACAAUGCAUGAAGUCAUGGAUUUCAUCUGACUAAUUUACUCUCAGCCAAUGAAAUGCAGUGUUUAUAGUAGCUUUUAACAUUUGCCAGUGAAAAAUCACUGAAGAUUUGUUUCAUGAAAGCCUCCCUACUAGCAGAGCAAUCUUUGGAAUCUCUUUCUUUGUGGUAGCAGAGCUAAUGCUACAUGUAGUAUCAACCAUAAAGACAUUGCUUAUGUAGUUAUUUGCAGUGUAAGCAGAGAUGUGAUAAAUGAUUUUUUUUGGAGUGAAAGACGUAAGAUUUUAUCAUAACAUUUUAUCAUUCCUAUGGAAAGUGACUUUCGUAGAUACAUGUAGAAAACCUUAGAAAUUUGUAGGAAGAAAAGAAAAUUAGUUUAUUUUUAUGAUUCCAAAUGGAAUUUAUGGACAUCUUUCAUUAAUUAAUCUUUCAGAGUACCACUAUGUUUCUUCAUAUUGUAAAUUAGUCAUACUGUAUCUUUAGUAUGUAAAUUAGACUGCCAUUACAUAUAAACUAUAUAAUAGACCAACAUAAGCAAAUUUUGAUGAAUUGUAACUCUUAUCCUGAUAAUAUCACUGCGUUUUCUUUUUUAAUGAACCCUUCCAAGAGGGUCACAAACAAGUUAAGCUUCUUCUGUGUUCAGGUUAGUUUUGAGUUGCUUCAGUAAUUUAUCGCCUGUCUGAUAGGAAAUGAAAUUUGUGACUACUGGUACCGAUUAAAUACUUGGUGUGAGUUACAUGUACAUUGUGUAAUUCAAGAAAUGUAUUCAAGAAAGGAAAAUGUAUUCUUGCCUUUUCUAGUCUAGUUCCGUCCAGAGGAGGUAAGUGGAGUAUCACACACCUUGAAUGUCUUUCAUAUAAAAUAUAUGGAGAUAGAAUAAUGUCAAAAGGGAAGUCAUGCAUGCCUUAAAACUUUUCUUUUUCAUCAGUUUUGCUAAUCUAUUGAUGGUAUCGGUUCUGACUCAACUUGUAGUCAGAGGGUCGUACGUUCGAAUCCCAUCGUGGCAUGGCGUCCUUUAGUAAGGCGUUGAUCGAUCCACUCUUUGCCACUCUCCACCCUGGGGCGGGCCAUUUCAUAAAGCUGUUCGUAAGUUAAGAGCGACUUCAAGAACGACUGGUGAACCUUUCUUAAGCGAUUAACCAUCGCCAAUGUAUAUACCAUUUACCAGAAGAAAGGUACACCAGUCGUUAAAGCGGAAGUUUACCCUGACAAA